GGACAUGUUAAACACCCACGUUCUUGACGAGUCUAGGAACGUAACACGCCUGGCUACUACCAUGGCUACCCACGUCGAUGUCUCACGCUGAAGCAACGCAAGAGACUAUCAGCCUCUCUUCCCGCGCCGCGACGCUCGAUGCCACAAGGUUGGAACACGGAUAGAAACUCGGCUAUCUUUUUAGAAUGGUGCGAAGGGAACAACGUCAUCAUAGAUGACAGGCUCCAAUUGCGCACCGGGCACGGUCUGACAGCCGCAGAACAAAGGCAAGCUGAGGGCGACCAUUCUUCAGAUGCAUGGGGGUUUGCUGUAUCGGAAGAUCACGGUAUUAUCGAAGCCGAUGCCUUCCUGAUGGUAUGUCCCAAGGGAUCUCUACUCUCCGUCCGCACAUCUGAACUCUUCACACGUCUAGGAAGCGCGUGCAACGUCUUCUCAUCAGAGUCCAUCAAAGGCCUCAACCUAGCGCUAUGCCUCUUGUUCGAAUACCUUCUCGGGCCUAACUCGCGAUUCUGGGGCUACCUCCAGAGCCUACCUGAUGCGGUGAACCUACCGUACUUUUGGUCGGAGGGCGACGAAAGGCGACAUGCGCUAGCCGGGACAGAGGCGGAGCGGCUGCUACAGCGCGCAAAGGGGAUGGAAACCGAAAUCUCUGCCAACGUUUUAAAAGAGUUCCUCCAGAACCAGGGGAUGUCUCUAAUAUCUCGAGCUCUGACAUGGUCUGACGCCGCUAACAGCUCUCACGACGCACCUCGGUGCUUCAAACUGCGAGAACUUCACAGGUACAAGGGUGAAUGUCGUUCCAACCUCACGCAGGUGCUUCACCUCACCUUCCAAAAUGCAUUCUCCCUCGUCUCCUCACGCGCCUUUGUCGUCGAUCUCUACCAUGGAAUGUCCAUGUGCCCCGUCGCUGACAUCUUCGACCAUGCCGAGGACCACCAUGCGCAUUUCGAGUCCGAAGACGCUGUAUGCCAGCACUGCGGAAGACUCGCAGCUCGGGGAUGCAAGCAUGCCCUUGAACCCCUGCUGUCAGCGUCUCUGCCGCCGCAGCAACCGUCGCUACCCUCCGAGUACCUACCGCUACAGUUGUACGACGACCCUGUCGUCAUCCGCGCUGUGCGGCCCAUUGGCGCUGGAGAGCACGUCUUCAACACCUACGGCCGCCUAAGCAACGCCGAGCUGCUCCUGCGUUACGGCUUUGCGCUGGACAUUGCCACAGAAUUCGAUCGCUCCACCUGGAACCCACAGCAAGAUGCCGAAAUGCUUCAGCUCGGCGCCGCGUUCGAGUGCGAAGAGAUAGGAGCAUUGCAUCGUGCACUUACGAUCGCUUGCAAUGUACCCGUCACUUCAGCGGAGGCAGCGUGUGAUACGCUCUUCCACGAGAUAAUUGAGAGUGAUUCGGGCUCAACUGCCGUGGUAGCCAUCGAUGCUGAAGGACGAGCGAGCAUCCAACUAUGGCGCUUAGCCCUGGUGCUGGCAAGCGGCAAGGCACAAGAUGUCGAUGAAUUUUUCUUUCAUCACGCCGCCAUCAGCCUCUUGCGCAAUGCUACCGACACCAGUGUCAAUGCAGAUGACAUCGGGGACUUUGGAGUAGGGAAUUCGGCGCAUCGUGCCAGCAUGCGACUGUGUACUCUCUUCCGCCGCCGCAUUGAAGGGUUGCAGGUACGGAAUGCUAUCGAGGAAGAGGCGGCGUUUGACAUGAUGGAGAAGUCGUCGGACGCAACACUCGUCGCUGUCCUUCGCCACGCGCAGCAAGAGUACUAUGCGCUUAAGACUGCCUACGAAAGAUUCAAUCACAGUAACUUUUACAAUUGACUCGUGAGCAUGAAGCGCAGCAUGGCGUGAGCCAAGAAUGAUUUAAGAAAAGGGUAUGACAAUUGUGGAAAAUACAUGAUACAAAUUGGCGGACCUUUAUUUGGUGCUGCUGAAGCUGCAAAUGAAUGCGGAGAAUGUGUUCUAGGCUUAGGCGAGAAAUUGCAGACAGUCCCGCGCGUAGCUGGGGAGGUCAUGCAUGGAGAAAAAUGGUUAUUGCAUGUGGCGUCAGAUGGUUUGUGCCGGGAGUGCGUCAUUCUUUGCGACCUGGAAGGAAGGCCCAUGCGGUACCUGUAGCUGCUGCGACGAGCGAGACAAAGAGGAUGAAGAUAUCAAC
Molecule: messenger RNA, 2146 nt
Organism: Tilletiaria anomala UBC 951
Lineage: Eukaryota; Fungi; Basidiomycota; Exobasidiomycetes; Georgefischeriales; Tilletiariaceae
Product: SET domain-containing protein
Exons: 4
Coding region: 352-1812 (486 amino acids)
Biological process (GO): peptidyl-lysine monomethylation
Cellular component (GO): nucleus
Molecular function (GO): protein-lysine N-methyltransferase activity
Source: RefSeq, a predicted model, not a curated record